GGAUCCAGGAUGCUUUGGGGCGGAUGGGGAGAGGGGCAGAGAGUGAGAGGCAGAGGUAGAGAGGGUGAGUCUCUAUCGUAAGGGGACACAGGAACCACAGAUCCUUCCUCUCCUUGCGUUUCACCUUUGAGAACUAAGUGUGGAAAAGGGGCGAAAGAAAAAAAAAGGAUAUGAAAAGAACAUGAAAGAAAGAAAUCGUCAUUAAACGCACUACGAAGUUCUCUCUUUCCCUCUCUUCCUCCAUCUUGCACCUCUCUAAAUUUCAUCUUAAAUCCACUCCAAUUUCCCCGAGGGACUCAAUUCUCUCUUUUCCUCAGUGAGAGACAGAAGGAGAGGGGUCCAUUCCUCCUGGUCGAGUGACUCCAGGAAUUUCCUUUUUCUCUCUGCUUCGCUCCCUCGCUCCCCACGCACCCUCCCCUCCACCAUGACACUGCUGGCCUCCGAGAGGUCGCUUCUCAUCCGGAACAAGUUCCGCUCAGUCCUGCAGUUGAGGAUUCAGAACCGAAGGCAGAGUGAAAUCAACGCAGACCUCGGGUUGAAAUCUACCACACCACCUCAAAAAGCAGAGAAGGACCAGAGUGAAGCUCUGCGUCUCACCAACAAUGGUGCCACUCAGAAGUUGCCCCCUAGUGGUCUGAACGCUGAAACUGCACAAGAGAGGAGCGUGUGUGGGGCCCAGAGGCAAAAGAAGGCUCGCCAGGUGCAGGACCUCGCUGAGAGGAUUCAGUGUCUGCCUGGACCCGUGGAGCAACAGCACGAACACACACUGCCCCUGGAGAACCGUCCUGCCUCCUUCCCCCUGUCCGCUGAUGUCUUCGAAGAUGACAUCUCUUCCUGCUGCUCCUCCUCGCCCACCGAGCAACAUGGCGUUCACCAAUCACCGGCCUAUUCUUCUUUGCCGGGGCUCUCAGGUGACCAAUUACUGAGUGACUUCUCAGAUGUGGGCCCGCCCCUUAGCCACAGCCCCGCCCACGCUCAGUCUGGUUUUGCGUUGCUCCCGGCAACCGAGGGCAUCAGACAACCUAUGACCAUAACGCUGGGUGAAUCAAACUCCAUGGCAACAACUGGGAGACCAAACGGGAUGUUUCUGACCUCUCAGACCACACCCCUGCUGCCAAAGGCAGCUCAGCCUCUCAGCCCUACUUGCUCCUCUGCCUUGCCAUCCUCCUUAAACUUCAACAACCUCCCCCGCCCUCGAAAACCAAGGGACAAUAAACCCAAGAUGAAGAAACUCAAGUAUCACCAGUACAUUCCUCCAGAUCAGAGAGGAGGUUCUGGGACUGCAGGGGGAGGAGCCAAACAGAAGAUCCCUACCUCUACGACGUCUUUAGACCCAGCGUAUUCCCAUCUACUGAAGCAGCAGCAGGUCUUCCUCCAGCUUCAAAUCCUCCAGAACCAGCAGCAGCAACACCAGCAGCAUCUACAGCUACAACCACAACAACAGGUCUCUGUGGUAACCAGCAGAGAUCACAGGGAUCUUGUGAAGUCUUCUGGAGCCGUGCCUCUGAACCCCCAACCUGUUCCUGCUACAACAUACCACACCCCGAUGGACGCAAACCCAACGUCCAAAUCUGAGCCUCUGCCUGCAAAUCUUGUUGAUCUAACAGUGUCAGAGUUGCGGCAGCAGCUGCGUAAGCGUGGCCUCCCUGUCUCCGGUACCAAGCCUGCCCUGUUGCAGCGUCUACUUCCCUUCCAGCUUCCUCACACUUGCCCCACCCCUGCAGCCCUCUGCCAACUGGGCACCAGCCUGGAGCCCCUCACCACCUGCCCUCCGCUGCCACCCAGCCAGAGCCCUGGCUCGACCUCCAGCUCUGGACAGGACUCGCCCAGCAGCAGCCCGAACCAAAAGCUCUACAUCCAGGACAGAGGAAUUCCUAAUGGAAUUCUUAGUGAGGAUCCAAAUGGAACUCUUAACGCCCUCCCAAACAGAUUCCCAAAUGCUGCGUGUGUCAGUUUGGCAGGUGAACAGAGCGGACUUACCAACGCUGUCCUCAUGGCCCCUGCCAGCACUGCCUCAGGAACUCCCAGUCCCAGUCUGCCCAUGUCGUCCUCUUCGCCCCUGCAGUGUGGGGCUACCUGGAGAACUGACAGCGAGCAGCAGCAGCAGCAGCAGCAGGAGCUGAGUGUGGAGCUGGAGAUGAGGGAGAGGAUAAGGAGCAGGCCUCGGGAUCGCUCCUCUAGCUCUGGAAAUGAGUCUCGUGAAGGAUCCCUUCAUCCAUUUCUGCAACAGGAUCCAGGAUGCUCUCGGGGGAAACCAGAAACAGAUGCACAAACGGAGGUGUUGCUUACACAGGUCUUUUGCUUUCAACCAUGUGAUACGAUUGGCCAGGACUUUGAGCUGCCGGUGCAGAUUACAGCAAGUCCUGUGCAGACCUUGCCUGGUGUUCGCAGUUUGGAGGAAGAACUACAGGAAGCUAUCCAGAAAGCACAGAUGGACCCUCGGCAGUCCAUAGAUGACAUUCUGGAUGAGCCUAUUACUUGCGAUGGCUCUGUCAAUGUCUCUGAUCUUAAAUCUCCUGCCCACUCAGCCCCCGGUUCAUCUCCUCCUCCUCAAGUUGAUCAGUCGCAGGCCUCCCAGCAGCACACCAGGGACGACAACUUCCUGCCCUCGCCACUUUGCUCUUCUCUCUUGCUGGAGCUUCCUCCAUCUCCUGUGGUAAUAAACCCCAGCCAGGUAGUCCCUGCUCCUCCCCCACCUCCCAUCUGUACCUCCCCUCUGCCGUCCACUGGGAAGUCAAGGAAACGACGGGCUACGACACUAUUUGAUGCUGCUGACUGGCUUGAAACGCUAACGUCUGGCCUCCGCCCUCUGACUCCACCGACAGCUCCCUUUGUUGAGUCGGACUUCAGUCUAGAUUCAGAUUUGAAUGUCAAUCGAGUGUUGGAUCUGAUGAUAGAGCAGUGGUGAGGAUUUGUCUGCACAUAUGUGUUUGUACCUCCUUUGUCUGUACUGUAGGUGAGCAUUGUAAUUUUUGAUGGUUAUGAAUGGGGUAAAGUGUAUGCGUCCCACUGAGGGCACAAGAUUGUGAAUAGAGGCCACCAUCCGUCCAUCCAUCCAUCACUCAUGGGCUGUCAGUGUCACUGACUCCACGCAAUGUCGGGAGCAGGAUUCAUGGCAGCGAUCAGAUCAAACAAAGCUUUGACGGGACAGCGAGAGCACAAACACAUGCACACACAUAGACACUGCAGGGCGCUGUUUAAAAGCAGUUGGGUUCAGCCAGAAAAGGCAAACAAGCAACACAUCUGUGGAUUGACACACUCCACAGCACAAUGUUUGCGCUGCGGAACAAAAGAAAACCUGGUUGCAUAGUAAUUUUAACAUGCUUCCUGGCUGCAUUGGGAGAAUGUUGUUUCUGAUUUAUCUCCAAAAAACCGUUGUUGGACUGGGUUGAGUGUGGCCCCUGGUGUUGAUUCAGUCAUUGAGUCCUAGCCAUUCAUAAAGCCCAUUUAGAGUGUGUAAAAGCCAGACAGAGGACACAGCUUGUGUGUGGCUCCAGAUCUUAACCCUGGUGCCAGACACACAGUCGGCAUGCAGAGAGAGAAAGCUGGCAGAAGCCACAAACAAGCACUGUGUUUGUGUGUGUGUGUGUGUGUGUGUGUGUGUGUGCGCGUUUGUGUAAACAUGCAAGUUUGUGUGUGUGUAUGUUCGUAAGUAUGCGUGUGGUCAAUAUGUCUGACUAUGUGUGACUGUGCACACAAGACUGCUUUUGUUUGUGUGUCAAAGCACAAAUGCUUCCAUUUAUAUUCAUCAGCAUUAAUGCCAUGUUGCACUUGUAGCUAUUUGUAUGAUCACAUUUAGCUGUGUGUGUGUCGUAUGAUUGAUCUGUGAGAGGAUACGUGUGAAAGACACAGAAACGACGUGGAGGAUUUCUGUGUCCAGACAUUUCAGACCAGACAUUUCAUUGUAGUCUCUUUGACAGCGGGCGGUAACUCUAGCGUAGUUAUCCAGAGAAAUCAUCAGAAUAACAACGUCACCCUGAUCAAGGGUGAACGUGGAACGUUCCACAUCACUUUGUAUAAACAGGUUGUCAUUUUGUUCCCUGAUUAACCCUCGACAGUGUCUGGCCCCGCUCGGCAACGCUUACAAUGCUACUUGAAAAGCCAAAUUUAGCACAAUUUAUGACCCAACCCCAAGGCCACAUGUUUUCACUUUGUGUAAAUUAAUUCCACAAAUGUAUUAUUUGACAUUGUACAAUCUGUGCUGUACAUUUCAAUAUACAACAUGACCAUUGAGAAAAUGCACUGUAGAUUUAGCACAAAAUAAUAUAGCUGGAGAAUAUGAAACAAGUCACAUGAGCAGAGAUGAGCAGUAAAUGCUGCACAUUUUCUUAAUGGUGACAGUGAUCUUGCUUUUAUAUUCUACAUGAUUUACUGGUCCUGCAGAAAUGGGUACAUUAUUUGUUUGCAUAAAAACGUCCGGUGAGUUAUGUCCAUUCUCCACCCCCACUUAACAUAACAACAUUAAAGGGAAAAAAAUCCAGCAGAGGUUAGCUGCCAUUAACCCCUGCUGCAUCAGAUAUAAGAUCCCAUCUACAUAAAAUUAUACUCAGUCCCUUAUUCGCAGGCUGACCUAUCAAUCAUUGUAGAGAGUUCUGAUUGGCGCAUUCAUAUCUGGAACACUGAUAUCGUUUGGUAACUAACUGGACGUCCUUCUGUAUGACCACUCUAUUUUGAGAAAUUAUGUUUUGUGAUGUGUGUAAAGGCCACAGAAAGGGGGCAGAUCUGAGGUCAGAUCUGAGGUCAUGUCAUGUUUGUUACCGGCCUGUUUCUUUUUGUCAUGAUGAACCAGUGUCUUACUAAGCAAGACAGCCCCGGUGAAUUACUAGAAGAAGAUAUCUGUCAAUAUGCAAAUCUUCAGCACUAUAUUACAGCUUUAUGUUGAAGUAAUUGUUAUACAGCUUUCACUAGACACACUAUGAAAAAAAAUGCAGUUAAAUGUGAAUGGAUGGCUUUGAUAAUCAUAGUGAUCAAUAAACAUUACCUACUGCAUAAAAAAAAGAAAAGAAAAUUGAUAGGCAGGAGAGUAAGAUGCUACCUCCUGUGACUUCCAGUGCUUUAGGGCCUACACCAGUGUUUUCCUUGUUACUCAUUUAAUUUCCAAACACUGGAGCAGCGUCUCCUGGAACACCCCUGCGACAGUUACACAGGUUUGAGUAAACCUCAGUUUAAUAUUUCUGCUUUAAACUGGGAUCGAAACUGGCCUGAUUUAUAUUGGAAACUAGUCAGAGCAGACGUCAACUGGAAACGACGGGGUGUUUGUGGUAACUGAGACUCUUUUGGCCACUUCUGCUGCUAAAAAUGCCUUAUUUUGAAAUGUGAGACAAAAUCAAAUGUGUUUGCCUUUAUUUAUUAUGUAACUUAUUCAUGCCAAAGAUUUCACUCUGUCCAAAAUGUAUUUAAAAGCGUUAAGAAAAUAAAAGUCUUAAUAGAUUUUC
Scophthalmus maximus (turbot) is the source of this 5435-nucleotide messenger RNA. RefSeq names its product myocardin. The transcript is spliced from 16 exons. Gene Ontology annotation, biological process: smooth muscle cell differentiation. The record is from RefSeq and is a predicted model, not a curated record. NCBI's taxonomy places the organism in Eukaryota, Metazoa, Chordata, Actinopteri, Pleuronectiformes, Scophthalmidae. Bases 425 to 2908 code for a protein of 827 amino acids.